This is a messenger RNA of Parasteatoda tepidariorum (common house spider), 2519 nucleotides long. RefSeq names its product Na(+)/citrate cotransporter. Gene Ontology annotation, molecular function: citrate transmembrane transporter activity; succinate transmembrane transporter activity. NCBI's taxonomy places the organism in Eukaryota, Metazoa, Arthropoda, Arachnida, Araneae, Theridiidae. Gene Ontology annotation, biological process: citrate transport; succinate transport; transmembrane transport. The record is from RefSeq and is a predicted model, not a curated record. Gene Ontology annotation, cellular component: plasma membrane.
ACAAAUUCUUCCGAAAUAUAUUGGUACCGAUAAAAAUUGAUUAGCCAUAUAUAGGUGUAUGAGUUAACCUUAAAAUAAAUCAAUUAAGACUUCUGAAUGUUUAAUUUUGAUGCAAGAUUUUUUUUUGGCAAUAUAAUGAGUUUACGUUUAACGUUUAAAUAAAUAAACUUCCAAUAUUUACAUUUAGGGUACUAGGUUCAUUUAUCAGUCAGAAUAUUUUUCACCUAGGCGAUUUUUAUACAACUGUUUCCGCACUCUUACGUCGACCCGUGCGCGUAAAUCAGUCAUAACAACGUAAAUAUUUCAUCGUAAUAUGCUCAUCUCAAUAAAUCAAUAAAAAAUACAUUCUAGAAUUGAAUUUCCAAGCUUAUAAUUGCAUCGUACGUAAAGAAGAUCACCGCAAUAGGGAUUUCCUAACUUUUGAUAUCUUCAUCCGCUCAUCGAUUCAAUUAGGGUUUAAAAAAGAAAAAAAAAAGAAGAUAACCUCGUCAUCAUUAUAUGAACCGCCAACUCCUUGACCCUUCGUUUAACAACGGCGUAGGAGUAAACAGUAAAGAUUCAUAAUCCUUAUGUAUCGGUUUUGGACACUUACGGGCAAUUAAUUAUGUCCUAAACUCGGUCAGGACUACGAUCAUUAAAAGCUAUCUGAUUUUUAAGGAUCAUAAUUUAUUUUGAUCAUUACAUCUGAAGAAGUUGUUAAUUAAUUAAUUAAGUUAAAGUUUUAAGUUGUGGAUCAAUGGCAGUUUGGCAAUCUCUGUCAAAGCGAUUUGAUAGAAAAUUGUUCAUUUUCUUCUUGUGUGUGAUCCUUCCAUUCGCAUUAUUACCUUUAGCACUAUCGGAUUAUCAGGAAACAAAAUGCUCAUAUGUUAUAUUAUUAGUCGCAUGCUACUGGCUUUUAGAGCCUGUCUCAAUUGCAGUGACUUCAUUGUUACCCGUGGUUUUAUUUCCUGGAUUAGGCAUCAUUAGUUCUUCUGAUGUUUGCAGCAAUUACAUGAAGGAAGCGUUCAUGAUGAUCAUUGGGAGUCUGAUUAUGGCGGUAGCUUUAGAGGAAUGCAGAUUGCACGAGAGAAUCGCUCUGAAAAUAUUAAUGUGGGUAGGUUCGGACAUUAAAUGGGUAAUGAUGGGUUUUAUGCUGACAACAAUGUUUCUUUCCAUGUGGGUGAGCAACACAGCGACUACUGCUUUAAUGGUACCCAUCGUCGAUGCAAUAUUAGAAAAACUACAGCCAUUGAAACAAACAAAUAUGCAUCUUAAAGGACUGAAUCUGGACUGUCCUUCAGAUCCAUCAUUAAUGGAGAGAAAGCAAAAUGAUGAGGACGAAGAAGUAGCUGAUGAUAAAGUGCACCAUUUGGAAGAAAGUUCCACUUUAAAAGUAACGCUUCUCUUAAGUGUUUGUUAUUCAGCAAAUAUUGGAGGAACUGGAACAUUAACUGGAACUGCUCCAAAUUUAGUACUGAAAGGAUUAAUGGACGUCCUUCAUCCUGAAAGCAACGAAAUAACUUUCGCGUCAUGGAUGUUUUACAACAUUCCUGGAAUGCUUAUCUGUGUUUUUAUAGGAUGGCUCUACUUGUGGAUGGUUUUUAUUAAGUUUUCAAAAUCAAACCUAAAUGUUUCUAAAGAAGAUAUUAAAGAUAUUAUUUCAAAGAGAUAUGCUGAUUUAGGACGACUUACAAUCCAAGAAGCGCAAGUCAUGAUCUUAUUUCUCAUAUUAAUUUUCUUAUGGGUAUUUCGAGAUCCCAAAAUUAUAAAUGGAUGGAUGGAUGCUCUUGGAACAAAAAGGAAAAUUGGUGAUUCAGCACCUGCUAUGGCUAUCGCUUUCCUGUUGUUUUUUCUGCCAUCCGAUAUCAGAAAUCCCAAGAGUAAAAAACUUUUUGAUUGGAAGACAGUUCAGGCCAAGCUGCCAUGGGGACUCAUCUUACUUCUUGGUGGAGGAUUUGCCUUGGCUGACGGUGCUCAGAAAUCAGGUUUGUCAAAGAUCAUUGGAGAAAAACUAGCUUCACUUCAAGUACUGCCACCUAUUGCAGUAGUUGCAGUACUUUGCUUUAUGACUACCAUGAUUACUGAAAUUGUGAGCAAUACGAGUACUGCCAAUAUAUUGCUACCUGUCUUCAGCCAAAUGGCCCUCGCAAUUGGAGUUAAUCCAUUAUCUAUUAUGCUUCCUGUAUCGGUUGUGUGCUCUUACGCUUUUAUGCUUCCUGUCGCAACUCCGCCCAAUGCAAUUGCGUUUGACAGUGGCAACAUGAAAACAAUUCAAAUGGCCAAGCCAGGAAUUGUUAUGAACAUAGUAUGCUGUGCAGUUCAAAUUUUAAUGAUCAACACUUUAGGAGUUGCUUUAUUUGAUCUAAAUAAUUUUCCCAGUUGGGCCAAUUCUACCAAAACUUUUGAUCCUAAGCUAUUAUUGACAUUCAACGCAAGUUUAAACACAUCAUCUACACUUUAGCAACGUCCAAACCAAUUUUACAAUUUUGUAUUACUUUUAUUUUUUAUAUUUCAGUAAUAAAAUAUUUGAAGAAAAAAUA